CAACAAUCAUUUUGCCGUGUUAGAAGAUAUGAAUAUGCAUUCGCGUUUUGUCGGUUGCUGAAAAGUUAGUAGUUAUUAUAAUUAUUUGUAGAAAUUCUAUUUUUAGGAAUUAUCUACAUUUGCAAUUGAAAACAAUGCGUGUUGAUUUGUUUCUAGAAUAAGUUAAUAGGUUAUGGUUGAACAGUAAGCUAACGCUUUAUCGAUUUGUUUAACGAUAUUUUUUAUUAAACGUGUAUAACAAUAUGGUUUCGACGCGUGGACCAAAAUUUAAAUUUUGUGAUGGUGAAAAAGUACUCUGUUAUGAGCCUGAUCCUACGAAAGCUAAAGUGUUAUAUGAUUCUAAGGUCUUAGAUGUUAUAAUUAAUAAAGAUCAACGUGGAAGAAAAGCAGUCGAAUAUUUGAUACAUUUUCAAGGAUGGAACUCUUCAUGGGAUCGAUGUGUAACAGAAGAAUACGUUCUAAAAGACACAGAAGAAAAUCGUCAACUUCAGAGAGACCUUGCACAAAAAGCUCAACUUCAACUGGGAGCCUACUUAUAUCGCCGAGAACGUAAGAAAAGAAGUCACAAAUUAUCAGAUCGUCUAAACGAAUCAGAAAAUCAAGAACCACGACGGAGAGCACGAAGUGGUGGCAGUAGAGCUACUUCGGCUACUACUGGAUCUUCUGAAGAUGGUAGUUCUGGACAACAGGCUGAUUAUGACACAGAGGAAGUUAUUACAGAAGAAGAUAGUGAGAGUAGUUCAGACUAUGUUGGUGAAAGUAGCGACGAUGAAGGUAGUGGUGGAGGAAGUCAGUCUGGUGCAAGUGUUAAACCAGGAGUUGAUCUUGAUAUAGGUACCACCCUGAAAAGAAUCUUGGAUUUGGAUCAUGAUUUAAUCACUAGUAAAAACAAGUUAGCUGUAUUACCUGCACAACCAACCGUUUCAAACAUUCUGGAAUCAUGGGUGCAGCAUUUUACUACAACUCAAUUAACAAAUAUUCCAGACAAACCACAACGAAAUAAAGCAAAUAAUUCCAUAGAAAAAACAAUAAAUGAAGUAAACAUAUGCAGAGAAAUAGCAGAUGGGUUACGUAUAUAUUUUGACUUCACAUUACAUGAUCUUUUACUAUAUAGACAAGAAAGGGAACAAUACUGUACCUUGAAAUCCUCCUUUUUAUAUGCAGAACAGGUACAAAUGAUAAAAGAGGAAUCAAUCGAAAAUGUAGAGAUUUCAAUCAAAGAAGAAUUUGAAGAUACCGAAUAUGCUCAUUUGCCCCCAUUUCAAGAACAUGAACAAGACAUGGAGUCUACUUCAAAAAAUACAAUAAAUUCUAAACGAAGAUUAAGAUCAUACAGAGUAGGUUCUGUCGAUGAAAAUAGACAAUUACGAUCUUUUGACGAUCUUAAAACAGAUCCAGGAAAUUUAUCAAGCAUAGCAAGUACAAGCUCCAGAUGUUCUAGUCCACGUGGUGUAACAUUGAGAAUGCCUAUUAUUACCUCUGCACAGAUUAAUGCUUUGUUACAACAAUCGAAUAAAUGGAGAUUAAUACCAGAUUCUUCAAUUUGUGGUAAUAAUACUCCAAAUCCUUCUACAUAUUAUGGUGCUAUUCAUCUUACACGUCUAUUUGUAAUACUACCCGAUUUGCUGCAGUCUGCUGAUAUUCCAAAUAAAAAAUUAAAACUUCUAAUGAAAUACUUAGAUAUGUUCCUCAGUUACUUGGAGAUGCAUAGAGAGUGGUUUGGAGAACAAUUCUAUAUGCAAAUAGAUAAUCAAUCAAUGAUACAAGCAAGCAGUUCAUGAUAUAAAUAAACUCGGUGUAUACGUGUGUGUAUAUGUAUAUAUAUAUAUAUAUAUAUAUAUAUAUAUAUAUAU
This is a messenger RNA of Vespula pensylvanica (western yellowjacket), 1853 nucleotides long. RefSeq names its product male-specific lethal 3 homolog (gene msl-3). Gene Ontology annotation, cellular component: nucleus; NuA4 histone acetyltransferase complex; MSL complex. The transcript is spliced from 10 exons. Gene Ontology annotation, biological process: regulation of DNA-templated transcription; chromatin organization. The record is from RefSeq and is a predicted model, not a curated record. Bases 243 to 1781 code for a protein of 512 amino acids. NCBI's taxonomy places the organism in Eukaryota, Metazoa, Arthropoda, Insecta, Hymenoptera, Vespidae.